Alnus glutinosa is the source of this 2263-nucleotide messenger RNA. RefSeq names its product acid beta-fructofuranosidase-like. NCBI's taxonomy places the organism in Eukaryota, Viridiplantae, Streptophyta, Magnoliopsida, Fagales, Betulaceae. The record is from RefSeq and is a predicted model, not a curated record. Gene Ontology annotation, biological process: carbohydrate metabolic process. Gene Ontology annotation, molecular function: beta-fructofuranosidase activity. The transcript is spliced from 6 exons. Bases 154 to 2100 code for a protein of 648 amino acids.
CGCUCCUCCAACAAAGCAGGCAAAGGCAAAGGCAAACCAACCAGCAAAAAAACAAAGAGCUCGUCCAUUGAAAAGCUUUUGUCAAUAGCAUAUCGGAGUCCGACACAUCGCCUUGUUCUCUGCUGUUACCUGUUCCAACCACCAGGCUGUAACAUGGAAGGUUGCACCCUUCCAUGCUCGUACACUCCUCUCCCCCAUGAACCCCUCCCUGCAGAAUCAACUCCGGCGAGGCGCAGGCCGCCCAAGAAGGCUACCCUCGUUGUCUUUUCUGGGUUGUUGAUGCUUGGUCUAUUUUUGGCCAUUAUCAAUGGUUAUAGGGAUUCAGAUGUCCAUGCACCAUUGGAUAAGUUAACAUCAUCAAUGUCAUUUCCGUCGGAGCCCUUGCAGCCGGUGUCACGUGGGUUAUCCGCCGGCGUAUCGGAGAAGUCGAACCCGGUACUGGCCAGCGUCAAUGCGAUGUCGUUUCCAUGGAACAAUACCAUUUUGUCCUGGCAGAGGACAGCUUACCAUUUCCAGCCAGAGAAGAAUUGGAUGAAUGAUCCUAAUGGCCCUAUGUUCUACAAGGGAUGGUACCACUUUUUCUACCAGUACAAUCCUAAUGGAGCAGUGUGGGGUGACAUAGUUUGGGGGCAUGCGGUGUCCAAGGACUUGAUCCAUUGGCUUCACCUCCCUUUGGCAAUGAUGGCUGAUGAGUGGUAUGACAUAAACGGUGUUUGGACAGGGUCUGCAACACUCCUUCCUGAUGGCCAAGUUAUGAUGCUUUACACUGGAUCCACUAAUGAGUCAAUGCAGGUUCAAAAUCUUGCAUAUCCUUCCAACCUGUCUGAUCCCCUCCUCAUCAACUGGGUCAAGUACUCUGGCAACCCAGUUCUUCUCCCGCCACCGGGCAUCGAUUUGAAGGACUUCCGUGACCCAACAACGGCUUGGUACACAUCGGACGGGAAAUGGCACAUUGCCAUUGGAUCCAAGGUCAACACAACAGGCAUUACUCUGGUCUACCACACUAAGGACUUUAAGAGCUUUGAGCUUUUAGAUGGGGUGCUCCAUGCUGUCCCUGACACUGGCAUGUGGGAGUGUGUUGACUUCUAUCCUGUGUCAAAAAGUGCUGAACAAGGUUUGGACACAUCGGUUAAUGGGGCUGAAGUGAAGCACGUAUUCAAAACAAGCCUUGACAUUGAUAAGCACGAUUAUUAUGCACUUGGGACUUAUGAUGAGAAGGCUCAUGUUAAAUGGGUUCCCGAUGACCCUAAGAUUGGUAUUGGAAUUAGGUAUGACUAUGGGAUCUUUUAUGCAUCCAAAACCUUCUAUGAUGUGCGCAAGGGAAGGAGGGUGUUGUGGGGUUGGAUUGGAGAGUCCGAUAGUGAAAAUGCUGAUGUCAAGAAGGGCUGGGCAUCAGUUCAGAGUAUUCCAAGGACAGUGUUGCUUGAUACAAAGACUGGUACCAAUUUGCUUCAAUGGCCGGUGGAGGAGGUAGACAGUUUGAGACUGAGCAGCAAAGAGUUUGACAAGGUGGAGGUGAGGGCAGGAGCAGUUGUUCCACUAGAUGUUGACACAGCCACACAGUUGGACAUUGUGGCCGAGUUUGAGAUAGACAAGGAGGCUUUGGAGAGGACAAACGAAACCAAUGUGGAAUUCAUCAGCUGCAGCACCAGCGGUGGAGCUGCUGGACGCGGUGCACUGGGACCUUUUGGUCUGCUUGUUCUUGCAGAUGAGAGCCUUUCUGAGUACACUCCUGUGUAUUUCUAUGUUGCCAAAGGAGCUGAUGGCAAUCUCAAAACUUUCUUCUGUGUUGAUCAAACAAGGUCUUCGGAGGCAAGUGAUGUUAAUAAACAAGUUUAUGGGAGCUCUGUUCCGGUACUAAAAGAUGAAAAAUUAUCUGUGAGGUUACUGGUGGAUCAUUCAAUAGUUGAAAGCUUUGUUCAAGGUGGGAGGACAUGCAUCACGUCGCGUGUUUAUCCGACAAAGGCAAUCUACGAGGCUACUCGCCUAUUUCUUUUCAACAAUGCUACCGAGGCCACUGUAACUUGUUCACUCAAGAUAUGGCAAAUGAAUUCUGCGUUCAUACGCCCCUUUCACCCUGAUGAUCACCAACAUACUUAAAAAUGAAAACAACAAAAUUGCUCCUUAAUUUGUAACAUUCCUUAUCUUCUUAGCCUUAGUUUGUCCAUAGGAAUGUGCAGACCCGAUGGGUUUGAGCCUAAAUUAGCUUAAUUGGUAAAACAUUGGAUCAAAAAGGUAUGAUAAAAAUUUAGUUUUGUUUUUU